ACGUGGGCACGGUCCGGGUCGCGGCCGGUCCGCGGCUGGUGCGGUUCCGAGCAGUGGGGACGCGCGGCGCGCAGGCGGAGGGGCGACGCGCUCUGUCGGCCGGGCGCGGCUGGCCGCGCCAGACGUCCGUCAGCACAGUUUCAGCAGACGCUGCGCCUGACCCGUCAGACAUCGACGGGUCCGCAGAGCCCGGUGGGCAGAGCGGCCCGGGACGUCCCCGACAUGGCCGACCCGUCCCAAGAGCGGAUUGUGAUGACACCGCUGCCGAAGCGCGGCACCACCUCGGCCAUCCUGGUGGAGCGGGUGUCGGCGCCGCCGGCCGAGCCAGCCGCUGGUGGUGACGUGCACGUCGCCGGCGGCGAUCACCACGGCAUCGUUGUCAACAAGAGCAGCAAAACAGACUACUCCAGCCUGCCGCCGGCGCAGAUGUCCCUCGAGUUCAAGGUGUUUCUGGUGAGCGCCGCCACUGGUAUGCACACACAGGAGUCGCGCACCCUCCGCUUCUGGUUCAAGGACUACGUACCGGAGGCGGAGCAGGCGCGCUACUCGCAGGAGUUCUUCAAGGAGCUUGUCAGCCCGCUGGACUUCCCCAGAGACUAUGUAGGCUUCAUUAAGAAGAUCAUGAAGUUGAUGCAGACGAAAUACAUAGACCUGCGGCGGACCGAGAUCGAGCUGUGUCAGCUGACCGAGUCGGCCUCGGCGCCGGUGCGCCCCACCAGGCCGGGCUACAUUCUGUGCUCGGUGGGAGCUCCUCAGCGCCCCUUAUCGCCUGAGGAAGGCCACGCCAACGGCGAGGUGGAGCUGACCGAGGCCAAGGUGCUGGAGAUGAUCGAGCAGUCUUACCCGAACCCCAUCACCGUGCAGCAGAUGGCCAAGCAGACGUACCGGGCCGCGGAGGAGAUCCAGCUGCACCUGUCCAGUCUGACGGAGCGCGGCACCGUGCGGCCGCUCGAGUCCGGCGCCUACACGCGCGUCCAGCAGAACGACGCCGAGGUGACCGUCGUCAAGCAGAUGCCGACCGUGGUCAGCUCCAAGCAGCCCACCAUCGCCAUCAUCACGGCCAACUACUGCGAGAAGCUGGCCGUCGACGCCAUGAUCGUCAACAAGGAGACGUUCGUGCGGUUCACCACCGUCGGCGAGUCCAACGUCUACACGCUGGGCAACGUCGGUGCGCACCGUGUGGUGUCGACCAAGCUGCCGACGGUGGGCCACACGCGCGGCGCCGUCAUCGCCGCCGGCAGCACGACCACGCGUCUGCUGGGCUGCUUCCAGCAGGUGGAGCACGUCUUCCUGGUGGGCGUCGGCGGCGGCGUGCCGCACUACACGGACUACGCCCGCCACGUGCGGCUCGGCGACGUGGUGGUGGCCGCGCCCACCGACGGACAACGCUUUAUCUACCUGCACUGCGAGCGGGCCAGCGAGCUGGAGUCGGGCGCGUUCGAGUUCGAGACCAAGUCGUGGGGCCCGCCUUGCCUCGACCUGCAGAACAUCGCCGCGCUGCUCAAGCAGCAGGGCGAGGAGCACCCCGACUCUGCGCCCUGGGUCAAGUACCUGGCGGACGGCCAGCAGCGGCUGCUGGAGCAGGACGCCGCCUUCGAUCGACCGCCCGAGGACACGGACAAACUGUACAUGGCCAUCGGCGAGAAGGACUUGAUCGAGGUGGCGCACCCGGCGCCCGCCGAGAGCACCCUCAACCUCAGGGAGCGGGGCCGGCCCAUGGUCCAUCUCGGGCCCGUGGCGUCCGGUCGCCAGGUGGUCAGCCACGAUCAAAUGAGACAGGAGUUCUCCAGCCAGGUCGGCAUCCUGGCGUACGACGCCGAGUACGACUCGGUGGUCGAGAGCAUAUACGGCAACAGGAAGGACAACUACAUCUUCAUCAGGGGCAUCGCCGACUACAAGGACGGCAGUCGGGGCCGCGAGUGGCAGCCUUACGCCUCGCUGACGGCCGCCAGCUUCAUGAAGGCCGUCAUUUGCGCCAUGGACCCGCCCAACGACGCGUGAGGCGGCGGCUGGCCGGCCGGGCGCCGAACGAGCAGUGCCGCCGGGCGCCGCGCCCGAGACGGCACGGCACGUGCCCCUUGGCACACCGCAAUUAUUGUUUGUGCGUUUUAUAUUAUUUAAAGUAUGUGUUCGUUGCGAUGAAAGCUUACGCAUUUUGUAUUUGCGAACCGUGGCGACGGAGGCUGGACUGGAUGAGUGUGUCGGUGGAUGGGGCGGCACGAUAGGGUCGGGCCGGUCGAUUGGACUUCCUCUACUGGCAGCUGUGAAACUCUCCACUGCCGUUUGUUGUAUUCAUAAUGUUGUGUCAUAUGCAGCUCAGAAUACCAUCCCAUGCCUUCGGAUGCUAUGCCCUGACAAGUGAGAACUCUUGCACAGUUAAUUAAUAACUGUAGCUCAUAAUACCACUCUAUGCCUUCGGAUGCCUAUGCCCUGAUAAAUAACAACUCUAACUUGACUGUCACUUUCACUCGCCUCGCUUGUGACCUGUCUCGAAGUUUGAAUCGAUACCGAGCCUGCCGGCGACACUUCUGAAUUCAUCGCGACGUUUCGUGAACUGAACUGUAUUGUUGGCGUCGUUUCAUCAGCUCCCCGCGUUUUCAUGUGACGUUUAGCAGUUUUUGAAUAGGCGACCCUCGCCGUUGGGCGCCUAAACCGCUGCUGCUGCGUUGUUGACCCGGUCGGACUCGCUGUGGCGGUGGGCGCAACUGAGGUGUGCUCGUCUGCUCAAGCUGUGCACGUGUGAGGCAUUGGUACGAGUCGCGCCGCUGCCGCGUCCUCGGUGACACCGGGCAGUGUUCCCUGGCCGCCAUCCAGCCUGUCAUGGACGCCCCGUUCCUCAACACCAGCGCGUCUAGGUUACGACCAUGCGCCGGCCACGUCCACCACCCUCGCUAACUCUGUCGUGGCGCUGGAGGUCACCGCCCGCACGUGGAGGGACCUCGCUAUUCUGCAUCCGUCCUCUUCACAUGCCAUAUUUUGAUGCGUUCUUCGAUUGUGUUAGCAAUGUCUAGAAAUCUGGACGUGCUCUUUGUGCGCAUUCCUUGCAUUUUCUUCUCUAUGUGGCCAUUUCCGUUCAUGUGCUCUAGUGUACGCAUGAGUCGCUCCACUUCAUUCUGGGGCUGUAAUUCCCUGCUUCCCUAGUCCGGAUGCUGCUCGGUAGGUGCUACGAGUGCUUGCCCUCGUCCUGAAUAACAAUUAUGAAGGAAAGUGUCGGAGCGUUGGUGAAUAAGUGUUAAUUAUACCAAGAAAAACUUG
This is a messenger RNA of Pollicipes pollicipes, 3255 nucleotides long. RefSeq lists its product as uncharacterized. The record is from RefSeq and is a predicted model, not a curated record. Gene Ontology annotation, biological process: regulation of apoptotic process; nucleoside metabolic process. The coding region runs from base 223 to 2001 and encodes 592 amino acids. The transcript has 13 exons. Gene Ontology annotation, molecular function: catalytic activity; protein binding. Lineage: Eukaryota; Metazoa; Arthropoda; Thecostraca; Pollicipedomorpha; Pollicipedidae.